UGUUUAGUGUGAACUCUUGUUUGUUUCAAGUGGAAAGCUUCUCUUGUUUCAACUUAUCUGAAGAACGAUAAGAAGCAGCAGAAUUUCUGUCGCCGGUGAACUCGAGAGAAGAGCAACCAGUGGCUGCUGCCUCAAGCAUCGACCAAGUUGGCUCUUCUUGAAGUCUUCUGCAAAAUGGCUUCCUCAGCACCUGUUAUUUCUUCAAAUGACUUCAAAACCUUCAAAAUGACCUUGUUUGUGAGGAGGUACGGAAAGAAGGUGGUUCACCUCAUAUACACCUUCCACUUUCUCCACGGGCAACACAGGAGCAUCCUAGAGAUUCUCACCGACAACCAAGUUCCACUUCAAGGGAGGAGAUGUCCUUUCAAUGUCCAGGAAAUAACAAAUCUUACAGAUAAGCUUCCAGAAGAUCUGGACAUCACAUUGAUGAAUAAAGUCUGUCAAGCUCUUUGGCAAAAGGGGGUGAAUGACCCUGGGGAUGAAUUAAAAGGGUUAUUAAAAAAGAUCAAAGAUGAGAGGAACUUUGUUAGCCACGAAGAGCCUCAUAUGUCAGAACCAGAAUUGGAAAGUAAACUAAGAGACUUUCAAGCAACGCUCGAGGAAACUCUUGAGAAACUCAAGUCUCUCUUUCCAUCUCAUGGUUCUGACACUGACCAGCUUAAAGCAGAGAUCCAAGAUGCUCUUCCAAAGCUCCUAGAAAAGGUCCGUGAGAAAUAUGAUCCCUCAAACCCCCAGGAUGUACAAAGGCUUAAAGAUGAAAUAGGAGAGUUUAGGAGUGAGUUCUAUGACAUGAUACAAGAAUCAUCUGAAGCAGAACUCCUGUCUCUUAAUGAACGCCUCUGUCAGAUUUUGCCCUACGACUGGCUGGCUCAGUAUGGUACUACAGAUCCAGGACAGAUUAUGGUAUCUUUACAAGUUGCAGAUGAUCAGGAGUUAAAUAAAGGUCUCCAUGGCAAUAAAAGUAUCAUUGUAAAUCAAAAAGAAAUCUUCAACAUCAAAGACCGAAUGGGAAAAGACCCUGAAGUUGUGAUUAUAUCUGGCGAUGCAGGUUCUGGAAAGACCACAAUUCUUUGUUCCUAUGCAGAGGAAUGGUGCAAGAAGACGAUGGAUGUUCCAGGACUCUCUUCCUUCCCAUUUCUGCUCUGUAUGCAGUUCAGGAAUCAUGACCACGACAACUUUGAUGACUACCUUAAAAACUUGGUCACAAAAACUGUUGCUCUAUUUCCCUUUGACCUUGUCAGAUCAGUUGUCCUGGAUUCAAGGUGCUUGGUCCUAUGUGACGGCUAUGAUGAGGCCAAUGAAAAAUCUAAGAAUCUAUUUGAAGAUAUGUUAGCCCUUAAUUCAAAUAUGAUGAAGUUUGUUGUCACAACACGUCCAGGGAACACCGAGGGACUAACAAAAAUUGUGAACAAAGGAAAACGUUCCAGAAUCAACCUCAAGGUUUCAGGUCUUCAGGAAGAAGAUAUGAAAUUGCUCACAGAAAAGCUCAUUGGCCAUCUGAUGAAGGAUGAUGUCACCCAACAGGAGCAAACAAAAAAGGGGCUGCUUCAGAAAAUAGAGGAAAUGAACACUGACACUAGAACCAUCCUGCAAACCCCACUGUAUUUCAACCUGUUCGUUCUCCUUUACAUUGAGUGUCCAGAUCUAAGGGAUGAAAUGAGCACCAGGACAUCAGUCUACUUACAGCUGAAAAGGCACAAGAUCAAGAGAAUCUCUGACAAGACAGGAAUUUCUGAAGAACUGCUGGAGAAAUUUGAUGCACUGUACAGAAAAUGGUCUCUGAAACAUUACAUGGAAAAAAAAUAUGAAUUCUCUGAGGCAGAUGUAAGAGGCUUUAGAGAGGAGAUUAAGCAAGCGUUACCUGAAAAAGUAUUUCAGAACUUUGAUGCCAUCAUGUCAUCCUAUUUCUCCAUAAAGAAAACAAAGAAGCACCUGGACAUUGUCAAGGUCUACUGCCACAGACACAGAAGUGAGCAGGAGUUUGCAGCUGCAGGCAGUAUCUGUGAUGACAUCGUCGCAUCAAGUGGAAGGACGCAAGAAGAGAACAUUGUCCUAGACAUCAUCACAUCAAGUGGAAGGACGCAAGGAGAGAACAUUGUCCUAGACAUCAUCACAUCAAGUGGAAGGAUGCAAGGAGGUGGAAGUGAUCCAAGACAGUUAUUUAUGAGAUUCAGAGGUGUGAUUUCCUUCAUACCAGGAAUACUUUGUGGUACUGAGAGAGAUGUGUUGCAUGAUACAAUAGAGGAGAUUCAUGAACUCUAUGUAUCAGACUCACUCUCUUUUGGUAUACAUGAUGCUCUUUUGGACCCAUGUAUUGAAACCAGACUGGACGAUAAGGUUUUGGAAUCACUUGUGUCACAGAUGAGAAAAACAUCGCUGAAGGACCGAGUAAGAUUCGAAGAGCCCAAGAGUCUUUAUGUCCUACCGUCCUUGCUGCCUAAACUGAGGCCCAAAGAGAUUAUAUUGAAAUUUGUUAUUUCAAAUGUAACAAUACAUGUGUCACAACUCAGUGAAACGCUGAAGUCUGCUAACCAUAACAUUUAUACAGAGGUUCAGCUUUCGAUGCGCCUAAGUGUUUGUGCACAACUUCCAGGACAGGAGGAGGUUUUGAAUCCAGUGGAUUAUUUAAAAAUGGACAUUUGGGAUGAUGGCUACGAAGACUUAGAGAGGUUGAGGAGGCCCUUUUCUCUCACGACUCCACCAAAGGAACUGAAAUUAAAAUACUUCAUGUUUUAUGCUCCUGAGAAUCGUAGUCAUGUUUCCCAAGUCAUAAACAGGACGUUUCCAACAAUCAGGGAAGAAGGAGGAGGAGGAAGCACCACUGAUUUAGUGAUUCACUUAUAUAAAGAUCAAGACAUAAGGCUCCUACUCGAGUCGCUGACUGUUGCGCCUCUGAGGGAAAUAAGGAUUCAUGUGCCUCCUGGCACGAAGAUUGACGAUGUUGAAGGACUGAAGACGCUCGCAAGGGAGAGGAGCCUUGGCACAUUAUACCUUUCUGGAGUAGUUGAAGAAGAGAAGAAGAUCGAUUGCUGUUGUAUCUUAUGAGGAUCUUUCGGUAAAGUGCAGAUGGUUUCUUGUAUCCCAGGUCUCUUGUUCAUACCUUUAGUGUCUUUAUUCUUUGUUCAGAGAGAGAGAGAGAGAGAGAGAGCACAGAUGUUCAUAAGUAGCAAGUCUAUCCUUCAAUGCAUCUCUCUCUCACUCUCCAAGGGUGGUUGCCUGAUUCACUUCCCUACUGCUGACUCAGGGAGGAGGAGGUGGAAGAAGAAGAAGACUUCCAUAUUACAAGUUACUCAAUAUACCUUUAUAUACUGUUCCGUUUCAACACCUCCCCCUCCCCCUCUCCCUCCCUAGCACUUCCUAGGCCCUCUUCCCUCCCAGUCUCUCCCUCCUCCCUCUCAGUCCCUCCUGUAGUCUCCCAUUGUUCCCACAUGCCCAAGCCGCCACCUGAAAGAAGCUCUCUGCCUGCUCCACCUUUCUUUUCUGUGCUUCUGUCUGUUGUGAUGUCUUGCUGUCACUGACAGGAAAGGAGAGGAACUGCAUCUUCCUUCUCUCUCUCUCUCUCUCUCUCUCUCUCUCUCUCUCUCUCUCUCUCUCUCUCUCUCUCUCUCUCUCUGAUGUGUCAAAGUGUUGGUUUCGAGUGACUGGAUAAAUAAUCGAGAGAUAUUAUGCCUUAUUCAGUUGUUCAAUUGUAUUAAUAUUAAGGCCAUACUCAACAGGGAUCUAUCAUUACAUAGAGAACUCUUCUUACAUAAUUAAAGAUAUGCUGUUCUAUAUAUGCAUGUAUGUAUGUAUGUAUGUAUGUAUAUAUGUAUGUAUGUAUGUAUGUAUAUAUGUAUGUAUAUAUGGUGUCUCUGCUGUUGUUCUGAAAUUGUCCUCAAUACAAAGGAUAGAUGAGGAAAUGACAGAACUGAUGAAAGGUGUUGUUCAGCUUUCUAGAUGCUGUUGUUAUCAUUUGUUUGUUUGUUGUUGUUCUCUAGAGUAUAAUAUGUCUGUCAGCUUCCUUUAUGUUGUUUUACAGGUGAAGAAAGUCAAAGUAAUUCAUGAAAGAUCUGCGGAAAUGUUUGUACACUAAUUAACUUUACUUAGCUGCAUUUAAAGUUCCACUUGUAAAAGUGACAAUGUUGAAAAUGUUAUAUAAUAUGUAUUCUUUUUUUCAUUGUUCUGCUUUGAGUUCUUUAUGAUUCCUGAGAAAUAUUUGUUUAUCUUUUAUGUCCUUUUCUCAGAACAAGUUUGAGAACCUGUUGCAUUUUUAUAACUACAGUAGUGCAGUCAAUAGACUUACCUAUCUAUCUAUCUAUAUGGAAAUACCGAAAUGCCAAGGACGCAUAAUUUGUUUAAGCUUUGCAAAUACACUGGAUGCUUACUUCCA
Molecule: messenger RNA, 4369 nt
Organism: Macrobrachium nipponense
Lineage: Eukaryota; Metazoa; Arthropoda; Malacostraca; Decapoda; Palaemonidae
Exons: 4
Coding region: 175-3045 (956 amino acids)
Source: RefSeq, a predicted model, not a curated record